Molecule: messenger RNA, 903 nt
Organism: Dioszegia hungarica
Lineage: Eukaryota; Fungi; Basidiomycota; Tremellomycetes; Tremellales; Bulleribasidiaceae
Product: nucleophile aminohydrolase
Exons: 7
Coding region: 1-903 (300 amino acids)
Biological process (GO): ubiquitin-dependent protein catabolic process
Cellular component (GO): proteasome core complex; nucleus; proteasome core complex, alpha-subunit complex
Source: RefSeq, a predicted model, not a curated record
AUGUCCAGGUCAUACGAUCGCGCUUUGACGGUAUUCUCGCCUGAUGGACAUUUGUUCCAGGUUGAGUAUGCUUUAGAGGCUGUCAAGAGGGGAACAUGUGCUGUCGGAGUACGAGGCAAUUCAGUCGUCGUCCUCGGUGUCGAAAAGAAAUCCGCCCUCCAGCUGCAAGAUCCACGAACAGUCCGUAAAGUCGCCAUGCUCGAUGAUCACGUCUGUAUCGCUUUUGCCGGCUUGACGGCGGACGGACGUAUAUUGAUCGACAAGGCGAGGGUGGAGUGCCAGUCUCACCGCCUGACGGUGGAGGACCCGGUCAGCAUCGAGUAUAUCACCAAGCACAUUGCGGGGAUCCAGCAGAAAUACACCCAGUCGGGUGGUGUGCGGCCUUUUGGUAUCUCGACCCUCAUUGUUGGAUUCGACCCGAACGACAAAAUCCCGAGGCUGUAUAUGACUGAGCCGAGCGGGAUUUACUCUGCAUGGAAGGCAUGCGCAGUCGGUCGAUCCUCCAAAACCGUCCGCGAAUUCCUCGAGAAGAAUUACCCCGAGGACCUCUCCCGGGACGACACCAUCAAGCUUACCAUCAAGUCGCUGCUUGAAGUUGUGCAAACCGGAGCGAAGAAUAUUGAGAUUAGCGUGAUGGAGAGGUAUGGUGUUGUCACUGCACUGGAACAAUCCGAAAUCGAAAAGAUAGUCGCCCAGAUCGAAUCGGAGAAGGAAGCCGAUGCGGAGAAGAAGCGACAGCGUGUGGCCCAGACCCAGGCGGGGCAGGCGAGCAUGGCGAUGGGCUCGGCGUUGCCUCCUUCGGCGGCUGCGGGCAACGAGACUGAGACUCCGGCAUCGGGUGGGGAGGCGGCGGGGACAGCUGCGGGCACGGCGGGGGAUGCGACGGGGAGUGGGAUCCAGUAG